Messenger RNA from Dromiciops gliroides (monito del monte), 4350 nucleotides. It is a transcript of the gene PLPPR5, whose product is annotated as phospholipid phosphatase related 5. Gene Ontology annotation, molecular function: phosphatidate phosphatase activity. The transcript has 6 exons. The coding region runs from base 452 to 1402 and encodes 316 amino acids. Gene Ontology annotation, biological process: phospholipid dephosphorylation; phospholipid metabolic process; signal transduction. The record is from RefSeq and is a predicted model, not a curated record. Lineage: Eukaryota; Metazoa; Chordata; Mammalia; Microbiotheria; Microbiotheriidae.
CAGCUGCCGCUGAGGCUGCAGCCACUGGCCCGGGACUCUCCGCCCUUGAGCUUGAACCUGUACCCCAUCCCCAUAGCUGCUCCCUCGGAGCCGGAUCCAGGAGGAUUGCCCUGCGGCCGCCACCUCCUCCUACUCCUUUUCCUCUCCCCAGACAUGGAGUGAAGAGGCUUGGAAGCCAGGGCAUUGGCGCUGACCCGGGCUAGCCUCCUCUUCCUCCUCCUCCUCUUCUUCUUCCUUGUCCUCCUCCCCCCUCCUUCCUCCUCCUCCUCCUCUUCGUCCUCCUCCAUCAUCGUCUCCUCCUCCUCCUCCUCCUUCUCCACCUCCAUCAAUCCCCUUCCUGCUGCCGCUCCUGGCCCCGGUGGAUGCCAUCCCGGAGCCCGCGUGCUGCCACCGCUGCCGCCAGCGGGGAGGGGGGCUCCUGGGUCCGCCGGCUCAGCCCGGGGAGGCGUACAUGCCCCGGCUGCCCCCGGCUCUCACCAGCAGCAUGCUUUAUUUCCAGAUGGUGAUCAUGGCAGGGACGGUGAUGCUGGCUUAUUACUUCGAGUACACGGACACGUUCACCGUCAAUGUACAGGGCUUCUUCUGCAACGACAACGCCUACCGCAAGCCCUACCCGGGCCCGGAGGACAGCAGCGCUGUGCCGCCCGUGCUUCUCUACUCACUGGCUGCUGGGGUCCCCGUCCUAGUGAUAAUAGUUGGAGAAACUGCUGUGUUUUGCCUACAACUAGCCACAAGGGAUUUUGAAAACCAAGAAAAAACUAUUUUAACUGGAGACUGUUGCUAUAUAAAUCCACUGGUACGCAGAACUGUCCGAUUUCUUGGGAUUUAUACAUUUGGGCUGUUUGCUACAGAUAUCUUUGUGAAUGCUGGACAGGUAGUGACAGGGAAUCUGGCUCCACAUUUCCUUGCUCUCUGCAAGCCCAACUACACAGCUCUUGGGUGUCAACAGUUCACGCAGUUCAUCAGUGGUGAAGAGGCCUGUACUGGUAACCCAGAUCUCAUCAUGAGAGCUAGAAAAACCUUCCCUUCCAAAGAAGCAGCUCUGAGCGUGUAUGCAGCGAUGUAUCUGGCAAUGUACAUCACCAACACUAUAAAAGCCAAAGGAACAAGACUUGCUAAACCAGUUCUAUGCUUGGGCUUAAUGUGUUUGGCCUUUCUCACUGGACUCAAUAGAGUAGCAGAAUAUCGAAAUCACUGGUCAGACGUGAUAGCAGGCUUUCUUGUUGGGAUAUCAAUAGCAGUAUUUUUGGUCGUAUGUGUGGUAAACAAUUUCAAAGGAAGACAACCAGAAAAUGAACACAUACACAUGGACAAUCUGGCACAGAUGCCAAUGAUCAGCAUUCCUCGAGUAGAAAGUCCCUUAGAAAAGAACCACAUCACGGCCUUCGCAGAAGUCACAUGAUGUUGAAUUGGAUGCUUUUUCACUGCACUGGACAUCAUCCCUUUUCACAGUCCAUUCAUGAGUCCCAAAGUUUUUUGACAGCAGGAUCAGUUUAUAAAAAUGUUUGAUCACUGAUCAUUCAUACAGUAUUGAGGUCUAUGUCAACUUUAUUUUGAAAAGAUACUCCUUAAAUAUUCAACUUCCAUGUUACAGUCCCACAAAACCACCUUGAGUAUGAAAAGCAAACUAUAUGCUCACCAGAUUUAUAUGAGAAAACCCACUAUCUGGGUCUACUUAAGCUUUUCAAUUAUCCCCAUAUCUAUUCAGCAGUAUGCUAUAUUUAGUUUAAAACAGGCUUUCAGAUUCAAAAAGUUUCGGGAGUUUUGUGUCUUUUUUCUUGCUUUCAGCACAGUCAUUUUCAUUGACAUAUUUCUGUGUGUAAAAUUUCUUUUUUAAAACAUGUUAUGUACUCAAAUAACAUUUGCACAUUGUAUGAUAGUACACCUCUUAAAAUACCAUUCCUCCUGAAUAUUCUCAGACUGGUGCUCCUGCUUUUGAAGGGAAAAUGCCCAUUUUUACUGUAAUGAGUAAUGUAUCAUAAUUAAAAAUAUAUUUAUUUGGAUUUUUCCUGAUAGUUGUGGUUGAAAUGUUGAACUAUAGGGAUUUUUUUUUGAAUGCAGAUUGUAUGUAGGAUAGUUGGAAUAAGAAUAUAAAACAGGGAUGACUUUUAUUGGCCAAUACUGUGUUGGUAGCAGUAUCUCAGAAUAGGUAAAAGGCUCCAUCCUGGACACUGUCCACUUAAAAUUUCUAUGUAAUUUAAAUGGGAAAGAGGUACACUAUUAUAUAUCAUCUAAGUUAUAACAAAGUCACAAAGAUGGUUAGCAUAUCAUCUUUGCACAUACCUUGUAUUUUGAACAAGAGGGUGAUGAGACUGAGAAAGAAGGUAUUGGUGUUGUGGUAAAAAAAAUGUAAGUUUUAGCUGAAUCAUUUGAGAGUUCCAUUCAAUUAACAAGCAUUUAUUAAACACUUCCUAACUUCAUGGCACUGUGUUUAGUGCUGGAGAUGCAAAGGAAAACAAUAUAAUCCCUACCCUCAAAGAAGUUACAUGCUACUAUGGGAUGUGUCAUGUAUAUAGAGAAGUAAAAAUAGAAUAAUUUAAGGAGGAAGAAAGCACUGGCAAGUGGGAUAUCAGGAAAGGUUUCAUGGAGUUUGUAGCACCUCAGCUACAUCUGGAAGGAAGCUUUGUAGAAUGAAGAUGAAAUAUCCUAUAGGAAAAUUCACUUUUUGUUUGUUUCUCUAGCAAAGACUUUGAAACCUGGCAUUGUAGAUGCUCUUGAGGUAUCUUUGGCCUGCAUGAUUAGCUAGAAUUUAUUGUAAUCUAUCUCUUUGAUCCUUAUAAUGUGAUAAGAAUAUACUCGAUUCCCUCGGAAAUUUCUCCAAACAGACACAAAGACUUCUGUCCAAUGGGAGAUAAAGUCUAUGGCUUUCUCUGAUUAUUACUGGAAGUGAAGUUUCAUUAUGUCUGACCAAUGGAGUAUCUCUAUCUCCAUCUAAGAAUUCAACAGUAUUGUAUUUUGAUAAUAUGACUAUGUGUUCUUGUGCUAGAACUUGAACUAUUGAUCCAAAAGCAACAAUAACCCAUUUUCCAAAACUAUCAUAAUCUCUUACAGUUGUGGGGUUGUUUCAAAUGGCAAAGUACAAAAUUAGGUAACUUGGGCAAGUAACAUCCUCUCUGCACCUCAUUUUCUUCAUUCAGAAAAUGAGGGGUUUGAACUAGAUGACCUCUAGCGUUCCUUCUAUCUCAAAAUCUACAGUGGGAUUAUCUCAUUUGAUCCUCACAAGAGCCUAUGAGUUAAAUAGAAUCGAUAUUAGUAUCUCCAUUUUACAGAUAAGGACACUGAAGUUGAGAUGAUUUUAACGUGACUUCUAAUAGGGCAUACAAUUAGCAAAUGGUAAGAGUUGGGAUUAAAAUCUAAGUCUUUUCCCAGCACUCUUUGGAAAGGAAGGGAAACAGAGGGGAAUCAGAAUAGUUCCUUAGCCAGAAUAAGUACCAGUAAGAUUAGCCAAGUCUGGUUAUUUCUAUUAUAGCAUCCACUUUCCAAGGACCAAACCUUUUGUAUAUCUAUUUCCAUUUGACAGUAACUGCCUUAGAAAUGUGUGAGAAAGGUCAACAUUGCACAUUAAAUAGAUACUGCUUGGAGUAGUCAUUAGAAUAUUGGACUUCAAGUCAGGAAAAUCUGAGUUUGAAUCCCAUGUCUGACACUUAACUAGCAAUGUGACACUAGAUAAAUCAUUUAAUCUCUGUGUGCAGUUCUCUAGGACUCAGGGAGAAAGUGUAUCUGAGUCAGAAAACUGAAUUCAGAUUCUAGUUCUGCCAUUGAAUACCCAUGUGACCAUGGGCAAGUAGCCCUUUCUGAGGCCUGGGUUUUCUCAUCCAUAUAAUGUCACAGUUGGCACUUAGAUGAACCCCAAGUUCCCUUAUAACUCUGAAUCUGCAAUCCUAUGAUCUACUAAGUCAUAGAUUGCAAUCUUCAUUGGUUCAUCCUUAUGAAAUCACUGGUCUUUCAUGUUAUCAUGUAAAGACACAUUGAAUCAUGUCUUAAAUUUCAACAGAGGGGAUAGAAUUUCAAGCAUGUUCAAAAGCACAAUUCUGUUAAAAACCUGACCUAGUUAAGCCUGAGUAAAGUCAAGUCAGCUACAGUGUUCGAAGAUCAAAGAUCCUUGGGUUAACUUUUUACAAUAUAUGACUCAUUGAUCCCACCACAUAGAAAAGUAUAUAUAACAUAUAUGUGUGUGUAUUUACAUAUACACACAUGUACACAUAUAUGCACAUAUAUGCUUUAUAUGUAUAAAAUAUGAAAUGCCAGGAGAGAGCCUUUAACCUUGAUACUGUUACUCAGAAUAAUGGGGGAAAAAUAAUUGAAACAUGAAUAUGUAAAAAUGUAUAUAUUAUAGAGAGAAUAAGCAAA